Molecule: messenger RNA, 1271 nt
Organism: Oryza sativa Japonica Group (Japanese rice)
Lineage: Eukaryota; Viridiplantae; Streptophyta; Magnoliopsida; Poales; Poaceae
Product: photosystem I assembly factor PSA3, chloroplastic
Biological process (GO): photosystem I assembly
Source: RefSeq, a predicted model, not a curated record
GCCAAGCCACCCCCAAAGUCCAAGCUGGCUUCAGUCAAGCAGGCGCAUGAGCAGAUAAGGCGCGCGCCACGUCCACCACACACAAUGGGGACGUUACCCGUCGCCCACAGGUUCUCGCUCGCCUCGGCCUUCCUGCCGCGCCACCGCCGGCCAUCGCCGUCCGCCCCCAACCGGCGCCGGCGGCAUGGAACGGUGGUGGCGUACAUGGAGCCGAACCCCAACUCGCCGUCCUCCAUCGCGGGCCGCCUCAUCGGGGCUCUCCCCGUGGUGGGCCUCGUGGCGCGCAUCCUGAGCGACGAGGGUGGCGUCGGCGGCGACAUGAUCGACUUCGCCGAGUUCCGCCGCCGCGUCAGCAAGAAGUGCACCGUCAUGGACUCCCAGGCCUUCUACGAUUUCAACGAACGCCGCGGCAAGGCAGGAGAUCCCUUCUACGUUCUGCUGUGCUGCUGGCUGGCCGCCGUUGGUGGCGGGCUGCUGAAAACGGAGGAGAUCUUGGAAGGCGUCGCGCGGCUCCGCCUCUCCAACGACAUCGAGUUCGAGGAGGAGACGUUCCUCGACAUGAUGAAGACGGCAAAGGAGAAAAGAGCAAAGCUGAAGGCUCCGGCGCCACAGAUACCAAUGGAAGCGCGGGCGGAGAAGGCCCUGGAGGCCAUCUACGUGUGCUGCUUCGGGCAGGACAUGGUGGAAGACGUGGACGUGAAGCUGCUGUGCAAAAUGCUGAACGCCGUCUUCCCCUCCGUCGGGAGGCAGGCGGUCGAGAGGAUAGUGACCUCCAUGGCGAAGCAGGUGGCUGCCGGCGAGAGGAAGGGCCCCGGCGUCAAGACCGUGUCCAAGGAAGCAGCGCAGCGGCAACUCAAGGACCUGGAAUUUCUCAAGCAGAACAAGUUGGAUUCGGCAUGAGCAUUGUGCAGAACACAUUGGGAAAUUUUGUCAGAUAGACGUCGUUUUUAGGCCAAGAAACAGAAAUUGCAUGGCUUACUUGGCCGUGUUUGUCAUAGACCGAGUUUUCUCCUAAGAUGUGCUAGGAAGGUCAGCUAUCGUAGGGAAAUAGAAAUCAGCAUAGAUUGCAAGUUUGCGACACAGUUGACGCAGGCCAAACAAUGGUCUCGGUUCAUUAGAAUUGCAAUGUGAGUGAGCUCAGAACCUUGUAAGAUGAAGUUGUACGUUGUGACAUGCUCAGAAAAUGUCUACUGCUACAGUACUUUUUAAUGCUACAUGUGUUUACUAAGAAUAAAAAUGUAACAGACGUGGCAUCGUUUAAGAUGGCAAAA